AUGCCGCCCCCGACUCCCCCCCGCCGCACUCCGCGCACCGCCGCCCGCCGCACGUCCGUCGCGGGUGCCUGCGCCCGCCCCAAGCCGCCCGCUACCGCCGCCACGCGCACGCGCGCGCUCCUCCUCGCGCUCGUCGCGGCGACAGCCAUCGCGCGCCUCGCAACACCAGCGGCGGCGGCGGCGGCGUCGUCGUGGGGGCCGGCGUGCGUGAACGGGUUCCCGAAGCGCGCUCUGUGCCGCUUCGUGGAUGACUUGGCGGCGUCCCCGCUGGUGGAGGUGGACGGCGCGACGGGCAGCGCCGUCACCAUCGGGGUGUUCCAGAAACGCAUCGCUGGUUACGACACGUCCCCCCUGGAUCCGCUCCCCUCUCCAUCCAUCCCACUCGAGUCUCCCUUCUUACCCCCCGGUUUCCCCCUUUCUGUUCCGGCGAGUUUCGGCGUGUAG
Messenger RNA from Closterium sp. Naga37s-1, 444 nucleotides. Lineage: Eukaryota; Viridiplantae; Streptophyta; Zygnematophyceae; Desmidiales; Closteriaceae. The record is from the annotation of a GenBank genome assembly.